UGGUAUUGACUGAUACCAAAUCUCUUUUGUUGAAGAUACGAUUAGUCCAUCUGCAAAAAUCAUCAAAGAGCCAAAAAAGUAUCUACACUCAAAUAAUCCAGUACCAUCUGGGAUUAAAAAGAUACUUUUAAGAAAAUACAAUACUAAGAUGGCUGAUACACCAGAGAAUGGAGAAGAUGCUUUGUUAAACUUGCAAGGAGACCAGGAAGAAGUAGGUCUGACAGAUUUAGAUGGUGAGAACCAGUUUGAAGGAGGGGAUGGAGAUGCUACAACAACACAGGAAGAAAGUGCAGUGGAGGAUCCAGAAUUAGAAGCCAUUAAAGCUAGAGUUAAAGAAAUGGAAGAGGAAGCAGAAAAGUUGAAACAAAUGCAAAAGUCUGUAGAUGAAGAAAUGCAGAUGACCUCACCUACGUUAGCACAGCCAGCUGGUUUCCCAACAGUAGAAGAAAAAUUAGAUGCAGAUGCAAGAUCAAUAUAUGUUGGCAAUGUAGAUUAUGGUGCCACUGCAGAAGAAAUGGAACAACAUUUCCAUGGAUGUGGUUCAGUAAACAGAGUGACUAUUUUAUGUGAUAAAUUCACAGGACAUCCUAAAGGGUUUGCCUAUGUAGAAUUUGCUGACAAGGAUUCAGUAACAACAGCUCAAGCAUUAGAUGAUUCUUUAUUUAGAGGAAGACAAAUAAAAGUAACAGCUAAAAGAACCAACAGACCAGGUAUCAGUUCAACCAACAGACGACCACGAGGUGGUAGAGGAGGGGGUUAUAGAGGUUCACCAGGGGGAUAUUAUCAACCAAGACCAAGAGGCAGAUUCAGUCGCUUCAGAAGGGCAACAUACUACUCCCCAUAUUGAAGAACCAUAUUUUACGGCAACCAAAAAAUUGUGGUCAUUUUACCAGUCCAGAAGAUGCCAAAUUUAUUUAUCAUUUUUCGUAUAAAUAUCAUUUUAUAAUAUUAAAAACUGUUGUACAGCUCUUUAACAUUAGAAAAAGGCUAACUGUUUUAAAAAGAAAAGCAAAGUUUUACUCUUUUAAAAUUUUAAAAUUAAACAGAUUUAUAAAUCCCUGUCAAAGAAAAAAAAAAGAAAAUAGGUUAAAAAUUAGAAAUAUUUUAAAAUUUUAUAAAAAGAUUCCAUACUAGUUUCAAAAUAUGAACAACAACAACAAAAAAAAAACCUUUAAAAAACCUUUUCCUUGGUCUAUAAAAAACAUAAAAUAUAAAAGACAAUUGUACCAAAUUAAUAUGUUUUAAGUAAUUUUGAUUAAUAAUUGUAGUUGGGUUAGUCCAUGAUACUUAGGACAAUGUAGGAACCAAUUUAAUAUGGGAACUUAAUUUAGAAACUUGUAGCCAAGGAACUGACAUUCUUCAAUUGAUUGACAUAUCAUGCUUUAAUUUGAUUGGUCAAAUAUUAAGGUGUAACUUGUCUUGAUUCAUUGAUUGACAGGUUCUUUUUUCAGGUUUGCUGCCAUCAAAGCUGACCAGCAAUGCAAACAUCUGUUGUUUUGGUGCUUUCCAACAGCAAGGCAUCCACUUUGUAAUUGUUUUUAAUGUGCAAUAAUUUCCAAUUUUAGAAAUGUUAUGCCUUGCUUUUGGAAAGGAUUUAGACUAGGAGAAAACCAGGAGGGAGGGUUAAAAAAAGUAAAAGAGAAAAAUAGAAAAGAAUAAAAAAAAAGUUAAAAAAAGAAUCAAAAUAGAAUGAGAUAUAAAUGAAAAGCAGAGAAAAAGUAUCUGAAUGGUGAAAGAAAAAGGGAGAAAAAAUUAGGGUGGGACAAAUUAAAAAAAAAGAAAAGAAAAGAUUGGUGAUUUUAAUUUAAAAAAAGUAGGAAUAAAAGAAAUUGAUUUUAAAAAAGGGAGAAAAAAAGAAAGAAAGAAAAAAAUGUAAAAGAAGUAUUUGAAAUAAAGAUAUAAAAGUGAAAUUUCUUUUUGUCUUACUUGAUAGUUGCCAUAUCCAUUACUUUUAGUUUUCUUUUGUGUAAAACCCACUUCAGUACAACUUGUUGGAAGCUAGCUGGUCUUAUUUAUAUUCUUUACAAAUUAUAAACUCUAUGGUUUGUGUUUGUAAAUCUGUGAAAUUUCUCAAUUAUUUAGUCAUGUUGGUAUGAUCGAAGAGACUGGACAUGAUCAUUUAUAAACUUUUUUAAGGUUUGAAUCAGGUCCAAAAUUACAUCAUUCAUUCCUGUUUGAAAUUUAUCCCUUGUUUUGCUAGUCUGGUAUAUAAAAAAAUAAGAUUUAUGAUUGACAAUGAGACCACUUCCCCAUAAGAGAACAACCAACUUAAAAGUUGACAACUACAUGUAUUGUUCAAUUUUUAUUUGCAUGGACAAUGUUUAUGACAUUUUUAUUAAAAGAUAAAAUGACAUUUGAUGAACAUUUUUGAAGGAUAAGUCAGUAUAAAUACACAGAAGGACAUGUUGGACAAAACAUGCCUCUGGUAGUUGAUUUGAUUCAACUUCUUCAUUAGCAGCUACAUUGAGAUUUCAGGCUUUGUUUAUAUUUUACCCUCUUUUCAUCAAUUCAUGAUUUAUCUUCAUUUGCUAUUGUUUUAAAUUAUUCUAUAGUUGUUACAAGUUAAAUGAUGAAUUGUCAAAGUUGCUAGUUAAACACAGUACAAAAAAAUGAUUCUUGCUGCUGUACAAUCAAGUUACGAAGCACACAAACACCCCCAUUCCCCUAUCCACCUGAAUUUUGUUCAUCAUCUUCAAUGUUGUACUUUAUUUGGCCUUUUAAACUUUUUUUGGUUUCAAGCGUCACUGAUGAGUCUUUUGUAGACGAAAUGUGCAUCUGGCAUUAAUACAAAAUUUAAUCCUGGUAUCUAUGAUGAGUAUUUAUCAUGCUUUAUAAUAUUCAUUUUUCUUGGAUUGUACUUUAGUUACUUGACUUUUCUUAACAAGAUUGAUCCUUCUGGAGUUUACAUGUUUGACCCUUCUUGAGAUUAACUUGGCUAUCAAAUUAUCUUGUAUCAACAAUAAAGUUUGACUGUUAUGUCAUAUUAACGGUAGCUAGGUUUAAGAAAUUGAAGUUUUUAGUUUUUCUGAUUGUUGAAUAGAACCAUGAUUCAAAAGUAUGUGGUAGUUUUGUCGAGAGUAAAAAACAGAUGUGUAGAAAUUUUGUUAUAUAUGGUAUGCGAUUGUAUUAACUUCAGCACAUCUCAUGUGGAGAUUAUUUUGCCAUGACCCUUAGUCGUGGUCUAUCGACUAAAAAAUAAAGAAUGAAAAUACCCAA
Messenger RNA from Mytilus trossulus (common blue mussel), 3216 nucleotides. RefSeq names its product polyadenylate-binding protein 2-B-like. Gene Ontology annotation, molecular function: poly(A) binding. The coding region runs from base 149 to 847 and encodes 232 amino acids. NCBI's taxonomy places the organism in Eukaryota, Metazoa, Mollusca, Bivalvia, Mytilida, Mytilidae. Gene Ontology annotation, cellular component: nucleus. The transcript is spliced from 8 exons. The record is from RefSeq and is a predicted model, not a curated record.